Messenger RNA from Rhodamnia argentea, 672 nucleotides. RefSeq lists its product as uncharacterized. The transcript has 2 exons. Lineage: Eukaryota; Viridiplantae; Streptophyta; Magnoliopsida; Myrtales; Myrtaceae. The record is from RefSeq and is a predicted model, not a curated record. The coding region runs from base 1 to 672 and encodes 223 amino acids. Gene Ontology annotation, molecular function: zinc ion binding; nucleic acid binding.
AUGGAAGAGUUCCUUCGCCUGUGCCAAAAUCAGCUGACGGUGGACGAAUACGAGGCUAAGUUUGCUGAAAUGUCAAAGUACGCCCCAAGGAUGAUUGAAGACCCUGUGGAUAGGGCAAAAAGAUUUCGAGAUGGUUUGAAAUUGGAAAUCAAGAGUGUGUUGGUGCCGCUCAAUUUGAAAGAUUACAAUGAGUUGUAUGAAAGGGCACAAAUGGUGGAACAUUGUUUGUUGAAAGGGCCACCUGCAUCCGGAUCACGAUGUACGCCCUCAAAUCAAUUUGAUAGGCGGCAAGGCAAGAGGUCGAUGCCUAGUGGUAAGCACUACAUCCCACCCAAUCGCCGAAGGGCGAUUAACAAGCCGAUACACAACUCCAUCAAUGAGUGUCGUUUUUGUAAGCAGAGGCAUGGAACGACUCCGUGCCCUUUCGGGAUGGGAGCUUGCUUUGGAUGUGGCCAGCGGGGUCACCAAGUGAAGGACUGCCCGCAAAAGCAGCAGUAUAGGUCGAGGUGGGACCUCGACGAUGUUGGUUUCAUUAUUGGAAGCGACACGUUUGUUGAAAAGUGGGUAUCUAGGAUACCCGGCGACGGUAGUGGCAAUAUAAUUGAGACUUGCAAGGAAGAGAACGGAAGUCAGAGAGCUUUAAGCGUGGAUUUGAAUGGUGAAUGUGCUUGA